This is a messenger RNA of Gossypium arboreum, 1245 nucleotides long. RefSeq lists its product as uncharacterized. The transcript has 8 exons. The record is from RefSeq and is a predicted model, not a curated record. Bases 1 to 1245 code for a protein of 414 amino acids. NCBI's taxonomy places the organism in Eukaryota, Viridiplantae, Streptophyta, Magnoliopsida, Malvales, Malvaceae.
AUGGGCAGUAGAAGGGAAGCUACCAGUGCUGUUACAUCCACUUUAACGGGUUUAAUUGAUGACAAUUUUAAUGAAAAUGAAGAAAACGUGUCUGGUAGUGUUGUGUCUGGUAGUGAAGUGUCUGGUAGUGAUAGUGAUGCAUCUGAAAGAGUUACUUUAGAUGGUUUAAACAUGGAUGGUAUAGGAGUAGAUGAACUGAGGGCUAAACUUAGGGCAUUGGAAUUAAUUGAAGGAGCUCAUAAAGCUCAAUAUGAGAAGAUUUAUGAGUAUUUAUUGGAGGCAUGCAAAGAUGGCUAUAGGGCUGGUUGUAGGAGGAUAGUAGGUUUAAAUGGAUAUUUUUUAAAGGGCUACUAUGGUGGCUACUUGCUUGCAGCUGUUGGGAUAGAUGCAAAUAAUGGCAUCUAUCCACUUGCAUAUGCUGCUGUCGAAAGUGCAAACCAAGCAUCAUGGCUUUGGUUCUUAGAGUUGCUUGCAAUGGACUUGGAAAUUAAUACUGGUUUCCGAACAAAGGAGCUGAAAGAUUUGCUUUGGAAAGCUGCAAGAGCAAGCACUACAAGAGAGUUCGAUGAUGCCAUGGAUGAACUGAGAAAAACCAAUCACCAUGCUUAUGACUGGUUGAAGAAGAAAAACCCUGCUCACUGGUCAAUGUCUCACUUCUCAAUUAGGAGCCAUUCUGACAUGUUGAUGAUACUGGAAGCAAGAGGUAAACCUAUUCUGACCAUGAUGGAAACAGUAAGGACCAAGAUUAUCUUACUUAUUGUUAAGAAGAAAGAAGAAGCUGAAAAAUGGAAAGGAACUUUGUGUCCAAAGAUCAAGAAAAAGCUGGAUGUAAAUAUAAAAGAUUCAUUAAGGAAUUGGGAUCUUACUGGCAUCCCUUGCUUACUUGCAUUAUCUGUCAUUCAUGUAAAAAAUGAGUUCCCAGAGACCUAUGAACAAACCUGGCACACCAAGCAAACCCAGAUUCAAAUUUACUCCAACUUUGUAAGUCCAGUAAGGGGUCCUAAACAAUGGGCCUCUUUGUCAAACAUGCUACCAAUACUACCUCCUCCAUUAAGAAGGCCACCUGGCAGACCUACUAAAGUAAAAAGGAAAGAACCUGAUGAACCACAAACAAUAGAAAGGUUGAGCAAGAGAAGGGUAGAGAUGAGGUGCAGUAAAUGCAAAAUAAUAGGCCACAAUAAGAGGAGUUGCAAAGGGGAAGUUGGCCAAAACAUUCCAGUUAAAAGACAUCAAGUUGGUGUCUGA